AUGGGUACGACUUCCUCGAGGGAGUACUACGAGUACCACCACCACCACCGCCACCACCACCACCACGGCGCCAAGAAGCGCCUCUACCUCGAACCCCCCACCAACGGCUCCGUCACCGUCCGCACAAAGAGGACGACCUUCAUCCCGGCUCCGCCCCGCGAGCUCACACCCCCUCCCCCGCCCGUCAUCGUCGAGCCCGCACCGCCGCCGCCGCCCCCCAAGGUCGAGACCCCUCCGCCGCCGCCCCCGGCCCUGCCGUCUCCCCCGCCGCCACCGCCGCCUGCCCCCGUGGUGAUCCCGCCGCCGGCGCCCAUCGAGGUCAUCGCCGUGGACGUCGAGCCCUCGGUCAAGUCGAGCAAGAGCUCGCGCAGCAGCCGGAGCCGCAGCCACUCGCGCCGCGGGAGCCGGAGCCGCGAGCGGGACAUCCGGGAGGUCUACGUCGAGCGGGAGAAGCUGGUGCCCGUCCGGGUCCCGUACCCCGUCCCCGUCCCCGUCGAGCCGCGGUACGAGACGUUCCGCUACGUCGAGGGCAGGCGGUACAGCCCGCCGCGCAUGCUGCCGCCGCCGCCGCCGCCCGAGGAGGAGAGGAUGCGGGUCACCAUCUCGGACCGGAGGAGGGAGAGGGAGUACAACUACCGGCGAUGA
Colletotrichum spaethianum is the source of this 645-nucleotide messenger RNA. RefSeq lists its product as uncharacterized. Bases 1 to 645 code for a protein of 214 amino acids. NCBI's taxonomy places the organism in Eukaryota, Fungi, Ascomycota, Sordariomycetes, Glomerellales, Glomerellaceae. The transcript has 2 exons. The record is from RefSeq and is a predicted model, not a curated record.